This is a messenger RNA of Frankliniella occidentalis (western flower thrips), 4029 nucleotides long. RefSeq names its product zinc finger protein 665-like. Lineage: Eukaryota; Metazoa; Arthropoda; Insecta; Thysanoptera; Thripidae. Gene Ontology annotation, biological process: regulation of transcription by RNA polymerase II. The record is from RefSeq and is a predicted model, not a curated record. The transcript has 4 exons. Gene Ontology annotation, molecular function: DNA-binding transcription factor activity, RNA polymerase II-specific; RNA polymerase II cis-regulatory region sequence-specific DNA binding. Bases 209 to 769 code for a protein of 186 amino acids.
CAUCGCGCGCGCGCGCGCUCACACACACACACACACACACACGGAGCGUGCCUGGUGCCGCCGGACACACGGACGCACAGCCUCGUCCCGCUCACGACGCCGCCGCCGCCCUUGGCAGGGCUCUGGUCCUCUCCACGACCGUCCACGCCCGCCUAGAGUGUGCCUCCCCGCUGGUUCAAAGUGCCUGACGCCUUCCACUCCUCGGCCGAUGCCCUUUCGUCUGCCCGCCAAGGGGGGUGGUGGAAGACAGCUCAAAUUGUCGGAGAUCUACUCUCUCCCCACCGUCCAGAGGAAUGGACCCCGAAAUUUUGAGAUCGACGAAGACAGCGUCGGAGACAUUCAGUGUCAAGAGGAAAACACAACUGAGACAUAUUUGAUCCAAGAGCAUAAUGGCGAUGACGACGCUCACAGGGGUGGUCAACACCCUGAUAACGAUGAGCCAGCACGCAUUCAGGCCUCUUCUCUUAAACCGGUAAAAAACUCGACCGGUGCACUGAAUGCAAAACACGUUGAAGAUGAAUUUGUCAGACCCAGUAUCCCUAGGCCUAGAACUGAAAAACCUUUUCAGUGUGACGUGUGCGGAAAGUAUUUUUCUUGUAAAAAAUCUCUUAUUCAGCACAAACGCCUUCAUACUGGAGAAAAACCAUUUCAGUGUGACGUGUGCAGGAAGCGCUUUAAUUGUCCAUCUAAUUUUCGAAAGCACAAAUUGGUUCAUUCCCGCGCAAUGUCGAAGAUCCGCAAUUACGUUACGUCGUUCAAUCCUACUUAGAUCAAAGAGACACUCAAAAUUAUUUGCGAGCUGCUAUUUAUAUUCAUAACGGGCGUUUUGAAACUACUUUCAUUCCUUCCGUAAUCUUAUGUGUUUAUUUUAUGCGUAAAUCUGACCAUUUCAAAAGAAAUUAUCAUCCAUUUUAUUGCAUUUUAAAUUUCAAGAUAUUAUCUGAAACAAAAUAUUAAAUUUGAUUUCUUUGAGGAAAAACUUGUUGUCCCCUUCCCUUUCCCCCUCACUUUUCCCGCUUUUUAUUCGGGCCUCUAAAACUCCCCUAAGCUUCGUUCGUGCCGCCCUCGCGCCUCGUGGAACUCUGCGGGGCCGCUCGGCGGUUUUGGCGCCGGAAACAGGAACACCUCCCCGUGACGGACCAAACAUGAGACCGGAUUCCGACCGCCGGUGGUCGUGACGACGGGCUGGGAGGUGUUAAUGGACUCCGAGGAGGAAGCAGGGCACAGUGCACCAGAGGACGCCUUGCACCGCGCCGCCCGGCGGGCCCGGCAGUCAGUGCCAUCCAAUGGCACGUGACCACGCCCCGCGCUGCGCCGCCUGGCUACCGUACGACACCGUGUCAUUUUAAGCAGGCGCUGCAGCUCACCUCCCUCCGCUAAGGCCGCCGCCGCCGCCUCGUCCUUCCUCGACGCGCGCCUUAACCUUUUUAUUAGUUUUGUGAUGGUGUUUAUCUUGUCGUUGCGGUGCGCGGGCUGCUACUGCUCUCACUGACGACACCUCUUGCGUUGAUCAGAGAAACGCCAAUCUGCGACGUUGGGAUGUGCGCGCCGCGCGAGACGUCCCUCUAACUCAUUCAGAUCGAUCAUCGUUCGGAGGAGCGGCGGGCAGGCCGGGGCAUUGCUCGGGCGGACAGCUCCGUGGCCUCACUCUCGCGGAGGUCGAUCACGCGUCGAGACUAUCGAAUCUGCACGACGCCGCGGAUGACACUCGCGCCCUUGCUCCGUGCCCCGUGUCAGCCUUGGCGCCCCGUCGGCCCGGCCAGCCAGGCGGCCGGAGCCACGUAACUCGACCGCGUCCCGCCGCAGUUAGGCCGCACCUCAUUAGGGCGAGCAUUAGAGGUUAUGGUUGGCCUAGGUCGGGCUGGGCCGGGCGCAUCAGGCACAAAGGGCCCCGCUGAUCCUGCCCUUGGCCCUGGCAGAGACAAAGGGCGCCCAACUGAAUACGAAUGGGCGCAUCAACAGAGUGCGUGCAUUUAUGAAAAGAAGUACGCGCCGGUGCGCGCGCGCUCACUUCAGUUCAAACGGUACCUCCGAGGUAAAGUUUGUAGAGCGUCGUCGGGGGUGUUGCUGUAGCCAGCGGAAGCCGGCCUCAACUGUUGACGCUGGCGCGUGUUGACGUUGCACUGUGCUUGCCCCACCCGGUCGUUCGCCUGAUUAACAGUUCGGGAGCAGCCGAACCUGACGCCAGUCAGUGAUUGUGCAGACCUCACGCGGAACCGUGUGCGUUAGGAGCAAUAUGGUGCUGGCCUUUUUGUUCGGUUGCAGCAACGCUUGAAGGCGGGUUGAUCAGGACAGCCGCUGCAGUUUUGACUGCAAGCCCUUCAGACAGGCGCGACACUACCGAGGGGGGACUCCCCAGUAAGGCAUAUGCGCAGCGGUGAAAUGGGCUCCUACUCGCCUCCCUGGGAAACGUUGUACAUUCACCACAAUCGAUUGGAAUCGUUUUGGAAGCGUUCCAGCUGCGCCGCGCGGCCUGCGGGUGUCAAAGACGUAUAACCUAUUUUCCAGCAGCAGCAACAGCCGCGCCUGCCUGUCCAGGGAGCGCGCGGGAGAGGGCGGUGGCCUCCUGGAGGAAGGAGUGUCGGGCGAGCGCCAGCCGGCAAGGCCGGGCCCGAAACAACUGCGGAAAAAGAUGUCAACUUGUCGCAUGGAUUUUUCUCUCCUUUGCAAUCGUCGAUGUGCGACUCGGUCUGGUCCUUUGGCGCUGUCGCUCCGCUCGAUGAUGAUGAUGUGCGCCGCAUGACGACGUGCCGGCCCAAAGCUGGCGCACAAUGGGGGCCGCACUCGAGCCGCCAGCGGAGCGAUGAGCAGCGAGUGUGUUUACGCAAGUAGUGUAAGAGCGUCGUGAGUCUUUCGCGCCCCCGGCGCCCCUCCUCUCCUCCUCAAGGCAUAUCAAACUGUCAGCCCCGUGAAUGGGUGUGCAAAACACCGUAGUGUGGCGAGGAGCAGACUGGCGCAGUAUGGUGUUGUUGCCGCGCUGCUCUUGGAGACUUGGACGCCCGAGCGGGCCGAGAGAGGGGGGGCUCACUUGGACCUGCAUACCGUUUCAGAUAUUCAACAUAACGUGGAAAAGAAAACCACAGCAAAAUAUGUCCCAUGUGGUACGUACCUAAUAUGAUUUGAUAAAUACUAAAUGUCUCAAAAUAAACAAGUGAAAAUCCGACAUGUGCCAAAAAUUGUAAUACGUUCGCUAUUGUUUGUUUUUUUGUGUUUUUUUUUUUAAGGUUAAGGCAUGCUGUCAUAUAAUUUCAAAAUGAAACGUUUGUUUCCCAAUGUUGUGUGCUCCUGAAAUACAUUUCAUCCCGCUACAAAUUAAUCUGUCUGCUGUUGGCUGGUGCGCGCUGCCGCCGCGCGGCGGGGCCCCCGGGCGACUCAGGGCCAAGGGCGGCCCGUAUCCUCCUGACGGGCAUGGCCCUUCCCCCUGUCACAGACGGGCCGUCGGGCGCCGUCAGGGUCCGGGCGGGGAAGGGAAGGGGCGCUCGCGUGGCGGGCGGGGAGGGGGAGGCGGCCGCGGGAUACACACAGCAGUACUACAGCCCGUUCCGUUGAGUCCGCGCCGCGGCGCGCCGCUCCCCACCGCUCCCCUUCCUCCCCGCCUCCAGCUGCUCCUCCGCGAGGGCGGCCGCGUGGCUUGAGCCGCCGCUGCAGUUUAACGGUGAUGCCUGGCCGGGUGGGUGCUCCACUGCUCCAUUGAGUGCGCCGGCGUCCACGGCGUGCGGCGGUCCAGCGGUCCAGCAUCCCCUCCCUCUUCUUUCACCCCCUCUCCUGGUCAGCGGGGCGGCGGCGGCUGGUCCGUAAGGGCCACACAAACUAUCCUCCAGACAGUGUCGCGUCGACGUCCGCCGUGCGUCCAGGGGGAACGUCUCAGCUGCCAUCCGGGAGUCCUUCAGGAAGUCCAGGAGUGUCCAGCUGCGCCGCUACGGCCGUAGUCCUGUGGUGUGUGAUGCCCAGAAGGGCCUGAGUGCAGUGCGUCGAGUUGUUGCUGCUUCUGCUACCGACGUGAAGAUGGCACUUUACAGGAAUACCACG